CUACCCUCGCUCUCUCUGUCUCAGUUUCAGGUUUGCACGGCAAUGGCGCAUCGCCGCACGAGCAUCGGCCGCCAGAAGAUCGAGAUCCGGCCGAUCGAGAGGGAGGGGGCGCGCCAGGUCUGCUUCUCCAAGCGCCGCUCCGGCCUGUUCAAGAAGGCCAACGAGCUGGCAAUCAUGUGCGGCGUGGAGGUGGCCGCCGUCGUCUUCUCCCGCGCCGGCAACGCCUUCUCCUUCGGCCACCCCUCCGUCGAGGCCGUCAUCCAGCGCUUCGACCCCACCGGCACGGAUACCGGCGGCGCCGCAGAGGACAACACGCUGCUGGUGGCGGACCUGAACCGCCAGCACCAAGAGCUGCGCGCGAAGCUGGACGCGGCGAAGGUAAAGAAAGAUCAGGUCGACGCGGCCAUGGCGAUGGCGAAGGAGCGCUGUGCGGGGAUCCCCGUGGCGGCGUGGCUGGAGGCCGACGUGCGCGACAUGGGGGAGGAGGAGCUGAUGCAGUUCGCUGCGGCGCUGCAGGUGGUGCAGGCCGCCGUCGCCGCGCGCGCCAAUCAGGUGCUCCAAGACGCCCUCAACCACGGCCGCGCCAUGGCGGCCAGGAACCGCUCCAACAUGGUUCCCGUGACGGCACCGCCGCAGCAGCUCCUCGGCAUGGGCGCCGGCAGCUAUGGUUGGUAUGAUUUCGGUGCAGGCAGCAGCGGUAACGCCACCAACGCCGCAGAGAUGGAUAUGAUGCAGCUGAUGAUGAUGGGCAUGACGCCGCCGCCGCCGCCGCCGCAGGUGUUCGCCGUCGCCGACCUGGACCAGCUGCUUCAGCAGGGGUUCGGAUUCCCCGGCCUCUACUGAGAAGAGGAUGCGAGUUCAUUUCCCCCGUUCAUUCUUGGCAUGCAUGCAUGGCAUGGAUGCAUGCCUGUAUGGACGGCUCAGAUGAACUCUGAAAUAGAUCGGGCGCUGGCUAGCUAGCAGAUCCGAUCGUGUCUUGUCGUUUAGUUUGUUUGUCUUGAAUUCUCCAUUGCUACCCUUAGUCAUAUGCGUCUAGGUGAUGAUAAUCCAUCUGUGCGGAUGAUCGUCCAUGCAUAUGAAAUCGUGUUGCUGUCUUUCAAAUUUCAGAUGUUGCGGUGCACCGGCUUCGGCCCCUGCAGCUUGACAGAUUUGGUUCGAUUAUCGAUCGGUGUAAUGGCUUGUAAACUG
Lolium perenne is the source of this 1188-nucleotide messenger RNA. RefSeq names its product MADS-box transcription factor 3-like. NCBI's taxonomy places the organism in Eukaryota, Viridiplantae, Streptophyta, Magnoliopsida, Poales, Poaceae. The record is from RefSeq and is a predicted model, not a curated record. Gene Ontology annotation, biological process: positive regulation of transcription by RNA polymerase II. Gene Ontology annotation, molecular function: DNA-binding transcription factor activity, RNA polymerase II-specific; protein dimerization activity; RNA polymerase II cis-regulatory region sequence-specific DNA binding.